AUGGCGAAAAGCAGAUCUCAAAUUGCACCCCGCUCCCGUGCAGCACGGAGGGCAGCAUCUCCAAGUUUGGACCUCGACAAGUCUGUGACUUCUCUGCCACGAGCGGAAUCUCCCUCGGAUAGGCCUUCGAUCCUGGCUGAUCGUUCCAACGCCGGUAUUCACAAAAAGCAGAAGAAGAAUGACAAGGUUUCGAGGGCCCAGCGCCAAAGACAGCAGAAGGGAAUGGACAGAGCCGAAGCUGUGUCAGAUCAACUGGCAAUCAAAAGGGCUAAAAGUAUAGCUCGCGCAAAGGUCAUCGAUUCUCGAAGGGCUGAUUGGGAAGAGACCAACCGCAAAGCCUUGGUUUUUGCCGCUCUCCAACAAGAUGAUGAGGAGGAUGAGGAUGAUGAUGACGAUGAAAUGGUCAAAGAUGAUGCGCCUACCAUUCCUGUUGCAAAGAACGUCUUCGAAAUCGAAAUGGAGAAUGAAGAUUCCAAACCCGCAACGAACAACCCUGCCACCACGGAGGAGGCCGACGAAAUCACCUGA
Molecule: messenger RNA, 528 nt
Organism: Penicillium soppii
Lineage: Eukaryota; Fungi; Ascomycota; Eurotiomycetes; Eurotiales; Aspergillaceae
Product: Alb1 domain-containing protein
Exons: 3
Coding region: 1-528 (175 amino acids)
Biological process (GO): ribosomal large subunit export from nucleus
Cellular component (GO): preribosome, large subunit precursor; nucleolus
Source: RefSeq, a predicted model, not a curated record